Molecule: messenger RNA, 273 nt
Organism: Helobdella robusta
Lineage: Eukaryota; Metazoa; Annelida; Clitellata; Rhynchobdellida; Glossiphoniidae
Exons: 3
Coding region: 1-273 (90 amino acids)
Source: RefSeq, a predicted model, not a curated record
AUGACACACACAGCUUUAAAGUGCCCAGUAUGUCAUAAAGUCAUUCAGGCAGAUGACAUUGAAUGUCACCUAGUCAUGUGUAUUACUAAACCUAAAAUCAGCUACAAUGAUGACAUUUUACUUGAGGACCGCGGCGAAUGCCCAAUAUGUUUGGAUGACAUGAGUCAGGGUGACCACAUAGCUCGACUUCCUUGUCUAUGCGUUUACCAUAAAAAGUGCAUUGAUGGCUGGUUCAAGGUCAGUAGGUCGUGCCCCGAACAUCCGGGGAGUUGA